CUGGAGGUUCUCUAUAGCCAUCAUGACUAAUAGCCACAGAGGGAUCUCUCCUCCCCCGUGAAUGUUUCUAACCCGCUUUCAAGCCCAUCUAAGCCAGUGGUCAUCACCACAUCUAGAGGUGGUGAGUUCCACAAGUUAAUUGGCUUUCUUUUUGUGUAUUCUGAACAGAGACGGGCCUCAGUGCUGAAUGUGAUUUAGAGGAAUUUCCUAGCUAAAGGACUUCAGCAAGUGAUUAGGUGGAAAUCUAAUCUAAUUGAUUAGGUGGGAAAUUAGCUGGGGACAUGCAAUGGAUGUGGCUGUUGCCUUUGCCCUCCUACAUGUUACAGAGGACUCAUGCAAGGCUUAUUAUAAACUUUGUGUCCAACUGUACAAGCAGCAGCUGCAGCCCACCCCUAUCCACAAGCAUCCCCUUCCUUCAGAAUUUGUUAACAGAAGGGGAAAGUCAAAUGAAUAGAAAGUGACAUGUGGGGAGCAGGGAGGGCAGGACUGGGAUGACUCUCCCCUGGUGCUCUGACACUUUGAGCUGCACCCCCAAGACAGUGUUUGGAUUCAAACCAGAGCCAGCAUGACCAGUAACAGUAACUUGUGACUUCACAGUCAGCCACAGAAUUCUGCCAUCAUGGUUCCCCUUGGAAACCUGCGAAGAUUCUGCAGUAGGCUCACUUGGCAGCGUUUUAGAUUAGCUGAAGCAUCUUCAAUAAAUUGGCUGUCUUCGGCUGCCAGUUUAUUAGUAGCUUAGUUGUCAAGAUGGGUGGCUGUUGGUCAUGUGUGGCCUGCAGGUCUCACCCAGAGGCAGAACCAAAGGAUGAAGAUGAAGAGGGGGCACUGACAGGUCAUCCCAGAAACCCAACCCAUGCUGCACCAUUUUCUGGGGGACUCCCCAAUGUUUUGGGGGACACUCUGGAGAAAGAGCUCACUGAAGAACUCUCCGUGCCAGAACCUCUUCCAGCACCUCACAUGACCAAUAACAUCCUGGUGGAAGAGCUCGCUGAGGAACCCUCUGUGCCAGAACCUCUUCCAGCACCUCAUAUGACCAAUAACAUCCUGGUGGAAGAGCUCGCUGAGGAACCCUCCGUGCCAGAACCUCUUCCAGCACCUCACAUGACCAAUAACAUCCUGGUGGAGGAGCUCGCUGAGGAACCCUCUGUGCCAGAACCUCUUCCAGCACCUCAUAUGACCAAUGACAUCCUGGAGGAAGAUCUCACUGAGGAACCCUCCGUGCCAGAAGUUCGGUUGCAGCGGUGGGAAAGGGAAGAUGUUCCUGCAGACCCUGCUGCACUUCUCCAGCCGUCUGGGUCUGAGUCAUCAUUGUCCUCUGCCUCCCUGGAGGUUGCCUCCAUCCCACCCUCUACCUCCACCUCUUCCCUCCUCCUGCAUCCCUCUCCACCUCCUCCUCCUUCCCCACCUCCUCUGGAGCCGGACCUCAGCAACGUAAAUGAAACUCUGCAGAGUUUGGUAGAGAUCCAGGUCCGCUGCCAAAGAGACCUCCACAGCUGCCAGGAAUGUGUACAAAGCUUCAAGGCACUGAGGGGACAACUGUUGCGGCUAAGGAGCAGACUGGCCAGGGUGGAAGCCACUAUGGGGAUCGUGGUUCCUCCAAGGGAGCUGGACGUUGCUGAGGAAGAAGGGGAAGGCAAAUUAAAAGAGACAACUGUGCUACUAUUUACAUGAGUAGCAAUAAAAUGCUAUGUAUAUAUAUUUAAAAUAUUAAAUAUUUGUUUUAAUACGAUGUAGAGAUAGAACAGCAAUAAAACUUGCUUAUUUAUUGUUUAAAAAAUAAAAUGUUUUAUUUUAA
This is a messenger RNA of Hemicordylus capensis (graceful crag lizard), 1795 nucleotides long. RefSeq lists its product as uncharacterized. The record is from RefSeq and is a predicted model, not a curated record. Bases 748 to 1671 code for a protein of 307 amino acids. NCBI's taxonomy places the organism in Eukaryota, Metazoa, Chordata, Lepidosauria, Squamata, Cordylidae. The transcript has 6 exons.